This is a messenger RNA of Salvia hispanica, 4575 nucleotides long. RefSeq names its product putative late blight resistance protein homolog R1A-4. The record is from RefSeq and is a predicted model, not a curated record. Gene Ontology annotation, molecular function: ADP binding. Gene Ontology annotation, biological process: defense response to other organism. NCBI's taxonomy places the organism in Eukaryota, Viridiplantae, Streptophyta, Magnoliopsida, Lamiales, Lamiaceae.
GCAAUACAAAAUCCCACCACCAUCAAACGCCGUUGGCAGCUCCUCGCAACUCUAGCCAGUGAUGGUGGCUUAUGGUGCAGCCAUUUCUCUUAAGAAUAUGAUUGAACAUAUUCUAGAAUCGUCUCGGCUUUCGCUGGUUCUUCCCUCUCCACAAAUCAUACAAUCGGCCUACGAGGCCAUGUGUCACUUGCAGAAAGCUCUACUGAAAUUGGACGACACAGGCUACAACAAGAUGAGGACGAAGGUGAAUGCUUUGGAUGAUCGAAUCAAAGAGGUCGUAUGGGAAUUCGAAGAUUUACUAGAAUCCCAUCUCUACGAUCAAAUUCUUCCACAGCUCGAAAGCUCAGGAGGUGUGAGAGAUCACUUGUCUUUCUCCAUAGAUCUGCAGAGUCUGCGGCAGAGUGUUGAUUGUUUUGUCGAGAGGGUGGCGGUGAUGGAGGCGGAAUACGAGGUUGAACUAGUGAACAUGCCUGAGGAAGAAGGCGAACCUGUUUCUUCAAGAAUUGAUUGUCAUCGAAUCAACUCUGACAUGGUUGGAUCAUCUCCAUCUCAAAUAUUUAAACAAGUGAGGGAUCAUCUUCUUGAAUUCCAAGAUGAGCAUGUGAAUUGGUUAUUGGUUACUGGGAUGGUAGGGGUUGGAAAGACAACUCUUGCUAAGAAAGUAUUUGAUGAUCCAAUAAUUCAGAGACAUUUCGAGUUUAGAGCAUGGGUCAAAGUGGGCAGAAAGUGUGAAUUCCAUGAAACAUUACGAUGCAUUCUAGCUCAAGUGGAUCCCAACACUCACCACCAAAUGUCUGACAACAAGAAAUUAGUUGGAGUCUUGGAAGAGCGGUGGAAGGAUAAAAAAUGUCUGAUUGUGUUGGACGAUGUAUGGGAAUGGGACACACAACUAAUGGAUAACUUGCGAAAAGAGAAUGUCCGAAUCUUGCUUACAAGCAGGAUAAGAAUUGAAGAAUCUGCGGUUCAAGAAGUAAUCUUGUUAAAUCUUGAAGAUUGUAAGAAAUUACUUGGCGAGAAGGUGUUUGGUGAAGAGGGAUUCCCACCUCACCUUGAUGAAUUGGGAAAGAAGAUUGCUUACAAAUGUGAAGGUCUUCCACUUGUGGUAGUCAUAGUUGCUGAGCUUCUAUCCAAACAAGACAAGACCAUAGAAUAUUGGACCGAGGUAGCUACUAAACAACAUAAUUCAGUGUUCGUGGAUGCAUAUAAUCAAAUAUUAGAGGUACUUUUCCCAAGCUAUGACUACUUACCUCAAUAUCUAAAACUAUUUUUUCUCUAUCUUGGAGCUUUCCCUCCAUACACCGAUAUCGUACUACCUCGUCUCAUUAGUCUAUUAAGUGCUGAAGGGUUUCUUGAACCGAAUGUAAACCAAACUUUGCUAGAUUUUAUUGUUGAACGCUUAGGAAUGCUUAAUGGCUAUUAUCAUCUGGUUCUAUUCAAAUUACCCGUAAGAUCUUGGUUUUCAUUGAGAGAGUGUCGCGUGCAUUCUUGUUUACAGCACUUGUGUAAGAAAGAAGCUAGUAAGAUCAAGUUUCUGCAUGUCUUACAAAGUUACGAUGAUGUUAUGAAAGACCAACGUCGGUUGUGUGCUCAUAGUCACAUGUUGUUUGCCUUCGAACAAGUGUACGAUUCAAUAAGUAGUGAUUGUUCAUCUACCAUUCGUUCUUUCCUUUGUCUUGGUCCUUACUACAAAUAUCCGGUGCCAAUACAUGCCAUGAACUUCAAGUUGCUCAAGGUACUUGAUGCUUAUCCAGUCCGAUUCUACCAUAUUCCACUUGAAAUUCUUAAACUAGUUUGUUUGAGGUACCUGGCCCUAACUUGCAACCAAGAUCUUCCAGUUUCCAUAUCCAACCUUUUUAACCUUCAAUUCUUGAUUAUCAAACCACAUUUUUACAUUAAAAAGCGUGGAGUUGUGUCAUAUAUGCCAGAGCAAAUCUGGGACAUGCAAGAACUUCAAUAUAUUGAAGUGAAUGGAAGAGAUCUACCAACCCCUAAUUCUGAUGCUACUUUGGACAAACUCUGCUCUCUUCAUGGUGUGAGUGCGAAGAGUUGCUCUAGAGAAGUUCUCAAGAGAAUUCACAAUUUACAGAUAUUAAGUAUUGAGGUGGAAUUGGAGCCUUACAAUGAUGACGAUGAUAGCAGCCCAUUGACUCGUUUGGAUUGUACCUUGGAAGAACUCCAUAAGUUGGAGUCAUUUACAUACCACGUUGUGAAUCCUGAGAUGAAGUAUGAGUACUUGGUUCCUCUUUCAAUGUUCCCAUCAAGUCUGACAACCCUGCAUUUGUUUGGCUUAGGGUGUCCAUGGAAACACAUGAAUGACAUUGGUUUGUUGUUACCAAAUCUCAAGGACCUCAAUUUAUACCAAUAUGCCUUUCGAGGCUUAGAGUGGGAUAUAGAAUCAAGGCGUUUUUUGAAUCUCAAGACACUUGUAAUUGAAGACACUGAUUUGGUGCGAUUGAGGGCUCAACAUGGAAGCCUUCCUAGGCUUGACCUCUUAAGCAUACGGCACUGCUACAAAUUGCAGCAACUUGACUGGAUGUGUGAUCCCUCAAUUGACACAACACAUACAAUCGAAUUAGUUGAGUGCAAUCCAUUACUUGUCGCAUCUGCCAAGCAACUAAGUCCGGAAUCUAUGUUUACAGUUUAUUGGUACUCUUCCUUCUGGGAUGAGAAGUCAAAGCAAAGACUCUUAACUGGUUAACAGGUUGGAUUAUGAGAAGUUUAGGACCUUUUGAUUUCUUGAUGUGUGUUUAUGUGGGAGUUUGUUACCACUGGGAGGAGUUUUGCUGCCAUGAAAGAUUAUCAAACAGAUGGAAACGAAGAAAUGGUUGUUCUUGAAGAAAUGGUUGUUCUUGGAGCAAUGAACAUAGCCGGUUUGACGACGUUUUGCUAUUUUACUACAUGUAUUGAUGUACUUGCGUAAAUCAUAAAGUUUGGUUAAAUUCUUUGACAUGCUCAAUUUUAAAUCAGCCAAAAACCAUGAAGUUUAACAUUGUUUGUAACUGUUGUGAGAGCUUGAUUUACGUCCAAAAUUUGGGUUUAUAUCUUCGUUUCAAUCUUCGUUAGUGUGGCAGCGCACUUAACAACUACUUGGCCGUGUCAUCAAUUUGAAACACCUGUGCGAUACAUCAACAAUAUUGCUACUCAGCUCAUAUUUGUUAAAUCUCGCACACAUCAAAUGUGACUCUAUUGUGAGGCGGACGGAGUAAUUUUUUUACUUGAAUAUUGGAUGGAAAAGAAUUUGACUAACUUUUAAUUUGCUAAUAAAACAUUUUACUACUACUCUACUACGAGUUAGAUAUUAUGUUUAGCAUGCACUCAGGGCAAAAUCUAAGGCUCUGCAAUCUACAUUUCACUCUGUUUUCAGUCUAUGCCCAAAUUCUCGACUGUCUCCUCUUUUCCACCUCUCACAAAUUUCCCAUUCGCCGCCGCCAAAGAGAACACAGAAGUACUGAACAAAGACGAAAGGUUGGGGGAUGUAGAAGUGAGCUGUGCCGAGUCAGUUCCGAGUUCAAGCACAUUUGCCGUAAUUGUGACUUCAUUGAAUGGGGAUUGUCAGUUAUCUGGUCCUUUGGUAGUCUUUAUAGUCGGGGAAGUUUUUAGACCGGUGUCAAUAAAGAGGAGAAAAAGGUGAUCGUUGGCCUAAUAGCCAUGUUGUUGAGUAAGGUGACUUCACUCUUUGGGCUUUUCUAAAUGGCCGUCUCGAUCUUUCUCAAGCUGAGAAUGUAGGCAAGCUUGUAACAUCUAAGUCGGUGUUUACAGCAGAUGCUGCACUGGCAGGAUUGCAGAGGCAACGUGAGCAGCUCGUUCAAGAAAGAUCAUCAUAUUUCAGUUGGUUAUCGUGCUGUCAUUUCUCUCGAGAAUUCCAUUCAGCGUAUUCUAUAAUCAUCUCCCAAAUUUCACUUGUUCCUCCCUCUCCACAAGUUAUACGACAGGCCCAUGAGUCCAUGGAUCGCUUGCUAAAUGUUCUGCUACAGCUGGACGACACCGGCUACAGAAAGAUCAGGAUGAUGGUGAAUGCUUUAAAUGAACGUAUCAAAGAGGCCAUGUGGGAAUUAGAAGAUUUACUAGAACCAUCUCACCCAUGAGAUAUUCUACAACUCGAAAGAAGCUCGAAGGUGAGAGAUUGCUUGUCUUUCUCAGUGGAUCUGUUGAGUCUGUGACAGAGUGCUGAUUGCUUCGUCUGUAGGGUGACGAUGAUGGAGAUAUAUUGUACGAGUUGAACUGCUUUAUAUGCUUGAAGAAUAAGACGAACCUAUUUCCUCAAGAAUUAAUUUUGGUGGAAUAUUUCCUCAAAGAUGGUGGAAAUUAUCUUCUUGUAGAUGGCAGGGGUUGGAAAGACAACUAUUGCCAAGAAGGCAUUUAACGAAAUUACUUGAAUUGUUGGAUUUGUUGAGAUAUAAGAUAUAUUUAUUAGAUCGAAAAAAAUGAAAUUAUACUAGAUUGAGGUUUGUUUACGUAGAUUGAAUUUUGCCAAGAAAUUAGCACGUAAAAUUGUCAUUAUAGUUCAUUGCCACUCUUCUUUUUGAGAUGAGAAGUCGUAGCUUGACUCUGAUAUAACAUUGGAUGUGUUUUGGA